GUACAGAUCUUGAUCAAAUCAUAAACUUAAUAAUGGGUGGUUGUCGAUGCAGUUAUGGAAAAUGUACAAAUUCAUCUUAUAAUUCUCCCAAUACUCAUUUUUUUCAUUACCCUGUAAAAGAUAGAAAACGUUGUGCAGAAUGGGUUAGACGUGCAAAUGAUCAUAAUCUUUGCAAGUUGCCUGAAGCUAAACUGAAAAAUAAAGUUAUAUGUGAUAAACAUUUUAACAUUAAAUCUUUUAUGAAUUAUCGACGGGAUAAAUUAUUAUUCAAUGCUGUUCCUGAAAGCGAAAACAAUGUAAUUGAUACAAAUAUCAAUUUAUUGCCAAGUCCAGUAAAAAACAGCAGCUCUGAUUUUACGCUUCCAGAAGAUACCAGAAUAGAUGAUACAACAAAAUUUAUUGUUACCGAUAGGGGAAGUUCUGGACUUGUUUUUACUGAAAGCGAAAAUAAAACGGAAUCUCCAAAUAAAGAAUUGAUUUCCCCAAUACCAGAUGUAGUAACAACUAUAGGCGAAUCAACUAAUAAAAUAAUACAAAAAUCAUCCCUAAAUUCAAUUAGCAAUAGAAAUGAAUUAUGUAAAAGUUUUAAUAAAUCUGCAGAGACAGUAAUAAACACAUUAACCAUAAAUAAGCAAUAUACAGCAUCAAAAAUUUUGGAUGAUAAAUAUAUUGAUAAAGCAGUAGAUGGAACAAAAGAUGUAAAUAGUUCAAGGAAUAAAAUUUUAAUCCUGGAACAAGAUGUUAUUUCAAACCAUGAAUCAUCGGAUAUCAUUCAGAUAGUGGAUUUAUCAAAUGAUGAACUAGAAUCUGUAGAUAGUAAAUGCCUCAAACAAAGUUCAAGAAAGCUCCCUUCUCAAAACAUUUUUUCUUUUAUCACCAGAGAUCUGGAAACUUCACAAAAUGAUUGUCAAGCACCUAAAAUUAUUGAAAAUCAUUUAAAAGUAGAAUUCAAUUGUUCAGAUGAUAAUGUCAGGAGUUAUGCUAAUGAUCUAAAUGAUGAACAAAAAGCACCAAGUUUUUCAAAUACUGUUAGUCUUAAGUCAGAAAAAUCCAACAAAUUGGAUUUGUUAAAGAUAAAGAAUAAUUCAAUGAAACCAAGUACACCAAUUGGACACAUAUCAAAUAUGAAAAAGAAAUUAGGUUUAUCAAAUCAUAUGACAAAAGAACAAUUGUUAAUAGGUAUCAAAAAAUAUGUAAGUCCGAGUAUGGCUGUAUUAUUGCAAAUGGAAUUAUUUGGUACAUUGGACAGAGACUGGAAACAAGAUGAAAAACAGCUUAGUAUUGAAUUGCAUAAUUUUGGCGAGGAUGUUUAUGCUUACAUGACCGAUGAAUUAAGAUGGAGAUUACCCUCACCCUCUUUAGUUAAUAAAUGGAAAAUGGAAGAAAGUGGUAAUGACAUGGAAUUAGCAUUAAAUUAAUAGUGUAAACUUGUGAUAAUUUUAUAAUGUUUAAUGCUUGUUCAAUGAAGAUUUGG
Ctenocephalides felis (cat flea) is the source of this 1474-nucleotide messenger RNA. RefSeq lists its product as uncharacterized. The record is from RefSeq and is a predicted model, not a curated record. NCBI's taxonomy places the organism in Eukaryota, Metazoa, Arthropoda, Insecta, Siphonaptera, Pulicidae. The coding region runs from base 33 to 1418 and encodes 461 amino acids. The transcript is spliced from 4 exons.